AUGAGGGCCUGGGGCCUUCUCCUCCUGGUGGCCCUCCUGGCUUUGGGGAGCCAGCUGCCUGCUGCCUUGGCCAGGAGGAAGGGAGAGAAAUCUGGGGGCUGCCCACCGGAUGACGGGCCCUGCCUCCUUUCGGUGCCUGACCACUGCGUGGAUGACAGCCAGUGUCCCGCAAGGAUGAAAUGCUGCUACAAAGCUUGCUUCCGCCAGUGUGUCCGUAAGAUCUCAGUCAAGCCCGGCAGCUGCCCGGAGGACCGCCUGCGCUGCGUCAGCCCCGUACAGCAUCUGUGCCACCAGGACUCAGACUGCAAGGGCUCGGCUCGCUGCUGCCUGGGCGCCUGUGGCCGUGACUGCCGCAGCCCUGCACGAGGCUAA
This is a messenger RNA of Puma concolor (puma), 372 nucleotides long. RefSeq names its product WAP four-disulfide core domain 5 (gene WFDC5). Gene Ontology annotation, cellular component: extracellular region. Lineage: Eukaryota; Metazoa; Chordata; Mammalia; Carnivora; Felidae. The record is from RefSeq and is a predicted model, not a curated record. Gene Ontology annotation, molecular function: peptidase inhibitor activity.